This is a messenger RNA of Colletotrichum navitas, 312 nucleotides long. RefSeq lists its product as uncharacterized. NCBI's taxonomy places the organism in Eukaryota, Fungi, Ascomycota, Sordariomycetes, Glomerellales, Glomerellaceae. The transcript has a single exon. The record is from RefSeq and is a predicted model, not a curated record. The coding region runs from base 1 to 312 and encodes 103 amino acids.
AUGGCAGCGGCGGUGGAUGUAGCCUAUGUGGCCGGCCACCUUGGCGUGCCCGAAUCCACGGUUUCGACAGCCACCACCGAUCCAACCCCCGAGCUUGUCGCAAGCCUCCUUGAAGCCGUCAUUGCGAAAGCCCGCGAGCAUGACGAGCUUUACGCCCAGAAACUUCAGGUCGACAUCGAACUCGAGAGUGCCCACCACAGCGCAGAGUCCAGAUGCCAGUCCUUCAAGGCCACUGCCGACAAGGCACUGAAGGACGUCGAGGAAGUCCGUCAAAAGCUAAAGGAAGAAGGUGCGUUGGCCAUGCGCCAUUGA